ACACAAGCCAGAGGACAAGACCCUACAAACCCAACUAGAGCUUUGCUUUGACUGAUACCCAGUUUGAAUUCUUUUAAUUCUUUUAGAAACUUAAAAUAUAUAUGGAUGUAGUGUAAGAACAGAAAAGAUGACGGUCUUACUUAUUUUAACCACAGUGCUGACAGCUGUGGCAAUGACAGACGCGGGCUUGUUGAGACAGAACAGAAGGAUCUCUUUUCAUUUCUCCAUAGGAAGAUCAGGUGGAAUCUGCCUCAAUGGAGGCACUUCAAUCCCCUCCCUGAGUGGAGACCACAUGUUCUGCGCAUGUGCUGAAGGGUUCAUGGGGAAAAGCUGUGAGACAGAUACUACCGCCAGCUGUUACAACGGCAUUGGUCUAUAUUACAGAGGCACAAUGUCUCAUGCUAAGAGCGGUCUACAGUGUGUGGAAUGGGACUUUGACACCAGAGAGAGUCUGAUGACAUCAGAUGUCCGCGCAGGAAGACAUAACUACUGCAGAAACCUGCACUUCAGACGUCGUCCAUGGUGUCACGUCAUGAAGGGUCAUCUGCUGGUUCAGGAAUAUUGUGAUAUUCCUCGGUGUGACUUUGGCACAAGUUUUGAUCCGACCGGUCCACCGGAACAUCACUCCACUAAGCCUAACACAGUAACCACAUGUGGCCAGCGUCCCAGAGGGCAGAUGAAGAUUGUUGGGGGGACAGCUGCAGCUGUGGAAUCCCACCCAUGGAUAGCUGCCAUAUUUUGGAAGGGUAGGUCUCAGAAGAGGGCGUUCCGCUGCGGAGGAAGCUUGAUAUCUCCCUGCUGGGUCCUCACGGCCGCCCACUGCUUUCCUGACGGUUCUUUUACCAAAGCUCGGCGGUUUUCUGUCACACUGGGGAAAAGUGCAAUCAAUGAAACCGAUGACACCAAUGAACAAACAUUUCAGGUGGAAGAGGUUAUAAUCCACGCCGACUUUGACAACAGCGAGGGGAAUUUUAAUAAUGACAUUGCAUUGCUGAAGCUGAGGGCUACGGAGGGCCAAUGUGCAGAGCAGACAAGCUCUGUAAAGACUGUGUGUCUAGCACCAGCUGGGCAGACUCUACAUCCUGGAAUCUCUUGUGAGAUUGCCGGCUACGGCAAGGAGAGGCAAGGUUUAUGGUACAACUCGCAGUACCUGAGAGAGGCCAAAGUGAAUCUGUUGGCCAAGCGUGUGUGCCAAGGAAAGGAAUACUACGGAAACCUGAUCACGGAUAAUAUGUUCUGUGCUGGUGUGCCUGACUGGAGUCGAGACGCUUGCAAGGGAGACUCGGGGGGGCCUUUGGUGUGUGAGGUGGAUAAUCGGAUGUUCCUCUUCGGCAUCAUCAGUUGGGGUGAUGGGUGUGCCAGGGGAUACCGGCCAGGCGUCUACACCACAGUCACUAACUACAACCGAUGGGUAGAGGAAAAGACUGGCCUGUCGUCCAUAACGUCAGGUUCCAUGUUCCCUUUAAAGUGACUUGAAGUCACUCUGAAAACAGAGUAAAUCAGUGUGCUUGACAAAUCAGAAUACUUCUAGUUCUCAGCAAACUAUUGGCCCUCUAUUGGACUUUUGAAUUGUGUUUUUUAUGUAAAUUGAAUGUAUUUAUAAAGUAUUUCAGUUGUGCUACCUACUGUAUAAUUUGUUGUGCGAUACACAGUGUUCCCAUGCUGUUUUGUGGUCAAAAGGGAAAAUACUUUUUAAACUUUCAUAACUGAUGUUGAUAAAUAUAACACUGAUGUCCAUAAUCAUUCUUAUUUUGGUUUUACAUGUAGAACAACUAUAUGUACAUAAUCAUGAUGUGACUCUAAUAUUUUAUCCGUCUGUCUGUUUUUUAUAAAUAAAAUCUGUGUGUGAUUAAUGAAA
Messenger RNA from Hypomesus transpacificus, 1858 nucleotides. RefSeq names its product tissue-type plasminogen activator-like. Gene Ontology annotation, molecular function: serine-type endopeptidase activity. The record is from RefSeq and is a predicted model, not a curated record. Gene Ontology annotation, biological process: plasminogen activation; regulation of cell adhesion mediated by integrin. The coding region runs from base 128 to 1471 and encodes 447 amino acids. Lineage: Eukaryota; Metazoa; Chordata; Actinopteri; Osmeriformes; Osmeridae. The transcript has 11 exons.